CUGUUGAUUGCGAGGCAAAACAAACGUUCUGUUGGGAUUGUGUCUGGGGGUAUUUCACUGGAGGAAUUGAUCUUUGUAGUAGUUAGUUUAUGCAAAGUGAGGAUAUUGCCAUAAAUUCUUACAAAGUUAUGUUAUCAAACGGAUUUCCUUUGGAGGAAGUUGCAACUUCACGACCUAUGGUGAUUUGAAAUUGUGGGUUGCGUGUUACGUCCAGGCGACCACACAGAAAUAACGAGUUCUACUUACAACAUGGCUCCAUAUAACUCGUCAAUGAAAGUUUCUUGAAUCUGAUGUAGUUAACACUCCAAAGAGAGGUCAGUGACAAUUAGUUAUGGGUUCUGGAAGUUCUAUUACGAAAAAAGUGAUCGUAGACGACGAAUUUAGUGAAGGAGAUUCCAUGGUGACCAAAAAUAUUCCCAUCGAAUGUCCGCCUGGACGAAAAACUACAUCACUUAAACCAAGUGGUUCGAUUGGCAAGAAAAAGAGUCGGAGAAGCACAAAGGCUAAACCAGUAAUAAAAAGCUUUAGUCUCCGCUCUGCUUUUUCUGUGGAGCUAGAAAGAGAAGCUGAUGAACUCCGUAAAGAACUUGAAAUUUACCGACAGAAUAAAGCAACAGAAAUUGCCGAACUUGAAGUUCGGAAGGAGAAAUUGCAUAGCGAUAACCAGCGGCUUCGUGGCGAGAUUAAAGCUUUACAAGCCACUUGUUUAAAGUUAAAGAACGAAAGGGCUAUGGCAUUGGAAGGAAGGGAUCAAGCGCUUCAGAGAGCAGCAGCAUUUGAGAAAGAAAGGGACAAAGUUCAGCGACAGUUCAAGAUCUUCAGGGAAUCCAGAGAACGUGAAAUACAAGAUGUACUGCAAGCAAAGCGUGACCUUGAGCUUCAGUUUCAGCAGUGUCUAUCAGUGUGGUCACGAGAUGAAAACAGGUCAGAAGUUGUAGGCAACAUGGCCACAGACUGGUGGGCGUCAUCUCUGGAGAGUGACCCAAGCAUUGAUAGUUUAACACAUGUGACAUCUUUUCGGGGACCUGAAUUCUUUCACAGUCCAUUGGAGAAAGAAGGACCUUUUACCAACAUCAGUAGAGAUGACUGGAAUGCAGUAGUGCCCUCAGUUCUGCAGCUUGCAUCAUUAAGUCUCCAAGCUCCAGUCCAGCAGCAAACAAUCAAAAUGUACAUAUCUGCACCAAGUGGCAUGCAACAGGAAGUUGAUCUUUUCAAGCAGUUAUAUAUUCCCAGGCUUGAGUGGCUUUGUGAAAGUCAUGGAAAGUUCCUGGCAGUUGUCCAUUUUGAAGACACAGAGGAAGACUUAAAUGAAGAGGAUAUAACGGCAAUGGUCCAGAUGAGAAGAAAGCAAAUAAAGGAGAGUAAGGUGUUCAUUGCAUUUUUGGGUGGAAAAUCAAACAGUUUUACGUAUGAAGAAUUUCACCAAGCGCACUUGAGUGAUCCUGGCAAAUGCCAUCCUAUCUUCUGUUUCAAAGACCCAGACUGGGAUAAUGAUCCAUCUCUUAAAGAUGAAAGUAUUUUUCUGGCAGAGCAGUUGAAGACAGAAAUCAGAAAAACAGAUGAUAUGAAGCUGUUUGACAAUUACAAGACGUCAGAAAAAGGAGCAGAACUUGCAUACAGGGAACUUAAGAAAUUCUUAGCAAAGGAACUUGGCUUAUUUGAUGACCAUUCAUCACCUGUUGAUGCUCACUUCCUUGAUGGUUCUUCUUGGGAUAUGGCAGAGGACUGGGAGCAAGUUGAAACAUUGAAGGCUGCUGCAGAAUGCUCCUGUGAAAUGGGGCUCAGUAAAUUCUAUAGCGACCUCAAUGAACAUGUGUCCAGCGCAGGACUCAAAGCUCCAAUGCUUGUAAAAGGCGAUGCUGGGUUUGGAAAAUCACUUCUCUUGGCAAAGUGGAUAGCUCUGCAACAAAGCAGUUUGUCUGGACGGCUGGUGCUUUAUCACUUUGUUGGAUCAUCUUCAUCAUCCAGUGCUAAUUCAAUUCUGAUGAUACGAAGGUUUACUCUGCAGUUGAUGAAGCAGUUGGCAUCAUCACGUGCAGUGCCAUGUGACCCAGGUCACUUGGAAGAGGAGUUUCCACGGUGGCUGGAGAGAGCUGCAUCCAAAGUCCAUGGUGGUAUCACCAUAGUAAUUGAUUCAGCUGAUAAACUACAAGGUGCACCUAAUCAUAUGAAGUGGUUGUUGGAUCCUUUGCCUGUUGGUGCAAGAGUUAUUUUAUCCGUCACAGAAAGCACUUGUCCUUUAGCAUGGAGGCCAUGGUCAUCACUGGAACUUCAGCCUUUGGAUUUCAAAGGCAGUGUUGAAUUGCUUGCUUCUUCUUUAAACAAGCUUGCAGUGAAUAUACCUCAAGAACAGGUCAGCAGAAUGCUUUAUAAUUCCCCUUCUGAAGACAAAUUCAAUCCAAGAUUUCUAACUCUACUGGCUGCAGAGAUGGCUGCUUGUGAAGAUAGAAAAGCUCUGUUUGACCACUUUGCAGAUUGUUUAUCCCAAAAGAACACUGUGGACCUUUUGUGUCAUAUUUUGAGCCGCAUUAAGAAACAAUUCAGUCAUAUUUUGUUUGAAUGGAAGCUGAGAAGGGUAUUUCUUCAUAUCCUUUUGGCUCGUAAUGGGAUCAGUGAGUGUGAGUUAUUGAAGAUUAUACCAAUAAAAUGGACGGAGUGGUUAUUACUGAGUCAAACCUUGCAUCAUAGCUGUAUUGUCGUGACAAGAAUGGGCCUUUUGACCUUUUCAAACAAACAGGUAAUAAGAGCUGUAAAUGAAACGUUUUCAUUUGAAGACAACUCGCAAGAGAUGGAGGAAUCGCAGGAAUCUUUUAUAAAAUUCUUCGAGGAAAAGCUAAGUGUUAACCAUAUAUGCUGGAGGUUGACUGACGAAUUACUCUGGAGUUUGAAGAAAUCUUGCAAGAAAGAAAAGCUGACAGAAUGUCUUCUGAACCCAAUUGUCUUUAAAGUGUUUUUUGAAAGGGGCCGCAUAUCUGAGCUGAUAAGUUACUGGGAAUACUUGGGAAUUGAUCAGACGUCGCUUGGGAAGAAAUACGUGGAUGUGAUAAAACAGGUGGAAAAUGAGAGCGAACUGACGGAGGAAACUGCUGAGAUAUUUGAGGUCGUUGGUCUGUUUCUGAAAUGCUUGGGGCUUCUCAGUCAGGCUGCUCCAUUGCUGCAACGAGCCUUGGAAAUCCGAGAGACGGUGCUCGACCCAGACCACCCGCUUGUGGCUCAAUCUUUGCAUCAUCUUGCUGAUUUGAAUGCACUGUGGGGAAAAUUCAGCCCAGCUGAAGCAUUCUUCAAACAUGCUGUAGAAAUCAAGGAAAAUGCUCUUGGCAGAGAUCACCCUUCUCUUGUUAAGGAUUUAGAAGGUUUGGCUAUUUUGUAUAAGAAACAGGAGAAACAUGCUAUGGCAGAUUCUCUUCGUAAACAGGCAGAGGGUAUCAAGCAGAAGGCAAACUCAUCAGUUGAUUUGAGUGACUUGAAAAAGAAGACCCUGCAAGUGGAAAAACUCGCUCGUGGGUCACCAAGCGCAGAACUGGCUCGAUCGCUCAAUGAACUUGGAGUUUUGUACUUCCUUCAAAAUAAUCAUGAAGCGGCAAGUUCAUUUUUCCAGCGUUCUCUUGAGAUGCGCGAGGCUGUUCUUGGUCCUGAUCACCCGGAUGUGGCCCAAUCUCUGCAUAACUUGGCAGCCUUGUACAAUGAUCAAAAGUUGUAUGAAAAGGCGGAGCCUCUCUAUUCAAGAGCUUAUCAAAUUAGGCUAAAGGCCUUUCCUUCAAAUCAUGGAAGUGUAGCAUCUACUAUCAAACACUUAGCUGUUCUUUACCGAAAGCAGGGUAAAUAUUCUUCAGCGGAGCCGUUAUACAGACAAGACUUGGAAAUCCGAGAGAAGACAUUCGGUAAAUCGCAUCCAAGCGUCGCCACAGCCUUGAACAACCUCGCUGUAGUGUUAUGUCUUCAGGACAGACAGUCAGAAGCAUUACCACUGUAUGAGCGAGCUUUACACAUCUAUGAAGACACACUGGGUGGAUCACACCCACGAGUUGCCGAGACACUUGUGAACCUUGCCAAGCUGUCUUACGACCUGGGGUCCCCAGAGAAAGCUGCACAGCUGUAUAAACGAGCAAACGACAUCAGACAGAAUGAACCACAGCCUGGUCUCUCUCCUCGUUCUUCUUGCAGUCAGCUUAGUAACAACUAUUUGCGCAAACACUCCCAGCCGCACGACAGUGUGUCAAGGGUGAUAUCAUUAUCAAAUAGUUGAGGGUUCACUAUUAGAACGUUUCUAUGUCACUUUCUAGAGUAGUGGUCACGAUUCCUUUAUUAGAGAUGUUACAGUUAAAUUUAGCCAAUCAUAGGAAGGAUUUUAACGUUGAGAGCCAAUCAGGUAUAAGUAUUUGCGAUAGUUGUGCGCCAUUUCCCGCGCUUUAUCCAACGCAUCUUCCACAUUGUCUGUCUACACUCUGAUUGGUUUAUUUAAUUGUGUAGGAAGCCAAUCAGAAGCUAUCACGGCCGUGGCUUCGUGCUAUUUCUUUACUUAACUUAAAUUUUUAGUUCAAUUCUUACUUCAAACGUGGAUAACAAUAUUUUAUCUCUGUGUUCGACUCGAGAUGUUACACAUGGUUUUGUUUAACAGUCACAUCUGAUAUUGUGGUCAAAGGUAUUCUGAGAGGCCAGUUACGAAGACUAAAAUCUCAGCGCUAAGAUCUUCACUAGUUGAUUGACUGCGACAUCUCCUUUACUUGGCUGAAAAGGAUAAGUGCACUUUUUGAUUGAGUGUCAGUCGUAAAACAUAAAAUCCAAGGUAAUCACAAUGGCCACUCAGAAGAGAGGAAAAUACCUUUAAGAGCCAAUGAGAACUCAGUCAAAACAACCAAACUUCUUUAAGGGCGGGAAAACGCCAACAACAAAAUCGUGAUGGGUGUUAGUUACACAUCUGUGGCGAGAGAGAGAGGCGUGAGUUUUCUGGACUAAUCACGGAGAGAAGGAAAGGAAAAACAAGCAAUCACAUUCGGUUACUUUCGACAUUCAAUUGAAAAUUGCCUCUACCUUCCAUAUCAUCCAUACUCAACCAAAUUAUUAACAAACCUUACAUGAUAACUUCCUAAAAAAAACUAUAGUUAUAAGUAGAUUUUACAAACAUAAAUUGUGGACUUAAUCUUGACUCAAUUGGAAAGAUGUACUGUAGAUUCUUAGCAGUGUGUGCUCUGAAUUCAAAGCGGAAGCCACGUCAACAAAAUUCACAAGUGGCUUUAUACGACUUUAUACUAAUUGACGAGCGUCGAAAAGAAUAUAUUACCACCUUCGUGAACUUUAAGAUAAAUAAUAUAUCCACCAAAGACAUGUAGAAGAAGGCUUUUGCUUGCGUUUCCCUUUAUAAUCUCGUUUAUCAGAGGGUUUAUACGUCACUCAACGUAUUUUUUAAAGAUUUAUUUAAUAUAAAAGUACAAAAGGCUUCUUUCGGCUGGUCCAUUUGAUUUAGGAAGCAUUUAUAAAAAACUUCGGCAACUAUUUUAAGCUUUUUUU
Messenger RNA from Pocillopora verrucosa, 5508 nucleotides. Its product is annotated as nephrocystin-3. The record is from RefSeq and is a predicted model, not a curated record. NCBI's taxonomy places the organism in Eukaryota, Metazoa, Cnidaria, Anthozoa, Scleractinia, Pocilloporidae. Gene Ontology annotation, molecular function: protein binding.